CUCAACUCAUGCGCGGAUAUUGUCCGUGAUCAGCACCGAAUUUAAUCAAGGUCUGAAAGCAACUGGACAGGACUCUCAAGUUCCCAGUAAUGAUCGGACGAAAACUCGGCACCCAACCUUGGAAUUUUGGAACUGCCGCAUAAUGUCUCAGUGACCGUUGAUGAUGCACAUGUUAACUGCAGCUUGGUUCCAGGAUGUUUAGCGUAACCUCUUCAGGCUCAUGCAUGCACAACCCACUUAGCGCAUUGGCUCUGAAAUUUUCUGUGAGCCGCAACAAUUAACUUCACCUCGCGGCCACCAUUUCCACCUCCUACCAAAUCACAACUCCCACCAAACCACAACCACCGCCUCAAACCCACAACUUACAACCCACAAGAACCAUGGAAAUCGACCAGCCAGAGCCGCGGGCGCAAAGCCAGGUGCAAGUCAAAUUCGUGACACGAGACACCGAGAUCUCCGUGCCGACCGCGCCGAUCCUGGUUCCAAGCAACCUGAAGCGUCUGGGUCUCUCGCAAGUAGUGAACCACCUGCUCGCCUCCUCGCAAUCCAUCCCCUUCGACUUCCUCGUGGACGGCGCCUACCUCCGCAGCACGAUCGACGCCUACAUCCUCGAGAACGGGCUGUCGUCCGAGAGCGUGCUGACGCUCGAAUACGUGCGGGCGGCGGUGCCCCCAAAGUUCCUGACCUCGUUCCAGCACGACGACUGGGUCUCCUCCGUCGCCGCGUCAACCGCAACCAACAAGCAGCGCGCCCCCGUGGUGCUGACGGGCUCGUACGAUGGUAUCGCGCGGGUGUGGAACACGAGCGGCGCGGUGCUGUGCGAAGCCGCGGGCCACCAGGCAGCGAUUAAGGCGGUCAAGUGGGUCGACGGGGACUCGUUCGUGACGGCGGGGAUGGACCGCGCGCUGCGCGUGUGGCGCUACACCGCCGACUCGACGGUCGAGGCGGGGGUGAAGGCCGUCGCGGAGUACGUGGGCCACAAGGCGACGGUCGAGGCGCUCGCUGUCGACGCCGCGACGAAGCGGAUCCUGUCGGCGUGCGCGGACGGAAACGUCGGCGUGUGGAGCUCGGUCCCGAAGGAGUCCCCCGCUGCGCCUGAGGUCGAGCUCCCCGCGAGGACGAAGAAGCGGAGGCUGGCGCAGACAGGGCCGAGGGUUGCGCAUUACGGUGCGCUGCAAAUGCUGCAAGGUCAUACCGCGCCCGUGUCGGGUGUCGCGUUUGCACCACAGGAUUCGUCGGUGGCGUACUCGGUCUCAUGGGAUCAUACGAUUAAGACGUGGGAUCUGACGACGAUGGUCACGAUCGACACGAAGACUACACAGCACCCCAUCCUGAGCCUGUGCGCUAUGAAGUCGCUGAAUAUCCUUGCGUGCGGCUCGUCCGCGAGACACAUCAUCCUUCACGAUCCGAGAGAGUCGGCGCAGGGUGUGAGCGCGGCUACGUUGAGAGGUCACUCGAAUGCGGUGGUGGGGCUGAGUGCGAACCCCGAGAAUGAGUGGCAGCUUGCGUCAGCAGGUCACGAUGGAACUGUACGGGUGUGGGAUGUCAGAGCUUCCAGCAGUGGGAACCUGUUCACCAUCAACAGAGAGGGUGAAGGGUUGAGCGGGAACGAAAAGGUGUUUGAUGUGGAGUGGAGCUCGGUGGGCAUCGUCAGUGGAGGAGAGGACAAGCGCGUGCAGAUCAAUGCUACACCGAGGGGACAGGAUGUAACGGUGAAUAAGCCAUAGGGGGAGGCGGAGGGAAUACUGGCGUUCAAAAGCAUCAUUUAG
Messenger RNA from Tricharina praecox, 1769 nucleotides. Its product is annotated as WD40-repeat-containing domain protein. The transcript has 2 exons. Gene Ontology annotation, cellular component: preribosome, large subunit precursor. Gene Ontology annotation, biological process: ribosome biogenesis. Lineage: Eukaryota; Fungi; Ascomycota; Pezizomycetes; Pezizales; Pyronemataceae. The record is from RefSeq and is a predicted model, not a curated record. Gene Ontology annotation, molecular function: protein binding. The coding region runs from base 381 to 1727 and encodes 448 amino acids.